This is a messenger RNA of Frankliniella occidentalis (western flower thrips), 1841 nucleotides long. Its product is annotated as WASH complex subunit 1-like. NCBI's taxonomy places the organism in Eukaryota, Metazoa, Arthropoda, Insecta, Thysanoptera, Thripidae. The transcript has a single exon. Gene Ontology annotation, molecular function: gamma-tubulin binding; alpha-tubulin binding; actin binding. Gene Ontology annotation, cellular component: recycling endosome; WASH complex; early endosome. Gene Ontology annotation, biological process: exocytosis; retrograde transport, endosome to Golgi; Arp2/3 complex-mediated actin nucleation. The record is from RefSeq and is a predicted model, not a curated record. The coding region runs from base 216 to 1637 and encodes 473 amino acids.
UCAGUUGUCAGUUGUAGUGUUGUAGUUGUCAGCACAGCACACAUUCAUUCUUGUUGGGCGUUAUUCCUUGCUUCGCUAGACAACGUCAGAUAUUGAAACGUUGAUUUGUCAGGAGUCAAUUUUCUUACGACCAGUAAUGCAGUGGUAGUGCAGAACAGUUAAAUAUAGCAGAUUUUUAAUGGUGGACUUUUAAUAGUGAUGUCAUAAACUUCAUCAUGGGACAUCAACUGUACAACUUCCCCGUUAUUUCUUUGAACCUUCGUCAAGAAGAAACUGUCCAUCAAAUUGCGGAUGCUCUAGAUUAUCUGAACGACGUUGUCAAUGACAUUUUUGGACGCAUUGACAGCCGGAUCUCAGAAAACAGAAUCAAGCUUCAACAGCUUAACAGGAGAACUUCUGUGGCAAAAGCCAAAAUAGAUAAGUUAACUGGCAGCAAUAAAGCUACAAAGGUUUUCUCCAGUGCUAAGUACCCAGCUAGUGAUAUUCGAAAGGAUUAUCAGAGUGUCUUCAGCCCUCCCGAAACAACUGAAUUUAAACGGUGCUCUACAGAUUUAAAAACAAAACAGGAACCUGUUGAUGGAAAAGUUCCCCAAGAAAAGCUGCAGUUCUAUCAUGUGAAAGUAGGAUCUCGAAUGCGUCGUAAUUUAGAGGUUGCUGUUGAGGAAGGACUAGGAAGUCUUCCUCCUGACAUAGACUCAGUUUCAUCCUUAUUGUUGUUUAACACGUCUGAAAAUCCUUAUAAACGAUAUGUUCUCCUUGAUCCCCUUGGAGCAAUCACGAAGACACGUCAGGCUUUAGAGGAGGAAGGUGGGAAUGCACAUGUCAUGGAUGAUGCACCCAUAUCCAUUGCUCAUCAAGAACGUCUGGAGACAAGAGCUGGUGAAAAUUUCUUCUAUUCUCCUGGUAUGGGUGAUGUGCCUGACAUUGAUGUUCCAUUAGAUCUUCCUGACUUGCCUGGAAUAGCUGAUGACUUAAGAUAUAGCAUGGACUCUGGACCUACCAUUGCUCCCUCUGUUACUACUACACCUGCUAUCCCUGAGCUCCCAAGUCUUGUUCCUGAAAGUCCUGCUACACCCACUUGCACAAAUGUAAACGGUAGUGCAACUGUACCAGAUUUCAACGGAUCUUUACCAUCAAUGGAUACUGACUCUAUUCCACCACCUCCACCCCCAUCAGCUCAGCCACCUAAACUUCAACACAUGCCUCCUCCACCUCCACCUCCUCCUCCGCCUCCACCUCCUCCAGCACCUGAAUCUUCAACUUCAGAUGCUGUUAAAUCAGUUGAAAAACCUACUCCAGCUACUUCAUCAGUUCCUGCAACUGCUGUUGAUUCCCGGGCAACACUUAUGGAUGCUAUCCGCAAAGCAGGUGGGUCUGUAAAUGCCAGACUGCGCUCAGUUGAAGAUCGAAAAGUUGAAGCUAAAAGAAAGAAGCAAGAAGAGAAAGCACAGGGAGGAGGUGACCUAAUGGCAGACCUGCAUGCCAAAUUAAACAUGAGAAGGAAAGGAAUAGCCGGUGCCAAUAAGCUUCCAGAGGGAUCUGCCAUGGACAAAGUUUCUGCAAUGAUACCUCCACCUCCAGUUAAGGAGAGAGCAGCUUCCACCUCUGCGACAGAAGAGGAUGAUGACUGGGAAUAGAACAAAUAAGUAGUAAUAUCCAAUGUCUUUUCCAUUUAUUUUCUAGUUAUAUUUUUAAGUUGUAACUUACAAUUAUAAUACUAUUUUUUUUACAUAAAAUAAAUAAGUAAUCUUCUCACAAUGUUGCUUGAAAAAUACUGAGGAGUCUUUCUUUAUUAAAUUUUUUACCCAAUUUUAUGUAAUAAAGAUUGUAAAAAUUCAAAA